Messenger RNA from Colletotrichum orchidophilum, 120 nucleotides. RefSeq lists its product as uncharacterized. Bases 1 to 120 code for a protein of 39 amino acids. The transcript has a single exon. Lineage: Eukaryota; Fungi; Ascomycota; Sordariomycetes; Glomerellales; Glomerellaceae. The record is from RefSeq and is a predicted model, not a curated record.
AUGCCUCUCCUGGAGUCUAAGCUGUUCUGGCAAGCCUGCUAUCUAUCCAAUUCUUCCUCAGCCAGAGGCUGUCACAGAAACGAGCGUCCCUUUGUUAUUGCCCACUCCGGCCGAAUAUAA